Molecule: messenger RNA, 699 nt
Organism: Colletotrichum higginsianum IMI 349063
Lineage: Eukaryota; Fungi; Ascomycota; Sordariomycetes; Glomerellales; Glomerellaceae
Exons: 2
Coding region: 1-699 (232 amino acids)
Source: RefSeq, a predicted model, not a curated record
AUGGCAGACAUAAACCACCACAUCGCACCCUUGAUCCCGGCCGCAACCCACGCGUAUUCAGCACCGUCGCCGCGCCCUCCUUUUGUGGACCUUCUCUUCCCGUUCCUGGCACACAAGGCCGUUGGAACGGGCUGGACGGCAACCCACACCCACCAGACAAUAUCCACGAGAGCCUAUUCGGACACCCGCUGCCUGCCGCCUGGAGCUGUUCCCCGUCGACGACCAAUCAUCUCUGCUGAAGUCGACGUUGCACUUCCCAGUCGCCUGUCCCGAUGCCAUCACGGAGCAUGCCGAAGACAACCCCACUCUCGCCCUUUAGCUGUCGUGUCCUGCCUUGUCUCAACCGUCCAGGCAUUACCACGAUGGCUGCUCCUAACUCCCCAUCGCCGUCCAGACACGGCCAAGGACAACCUGAGCCCGUCACCCCGUCGCCUCCGCCACGGUUUGGGCCGUGUUUGGAAGCAGGCUGUUCUCCCGCAUCGCAUGUGGGUAAUAAGGCCACAAACACCCCCUCCGCGGCCUUACAGCCUACAACUUCCAAACCGCCCAGUUGCACAUCGAGACGCCUGGGACACACCUAGGCCCCCCCUUCAAGCCUGGGCUGAGCUCGACUUCCCAAAGGAAGAGCCAGCAAGUGGCCAGUUCGGGCCUUUCACUUUCUUUCCGCCUCGUCGUACUCUCGAUUUUUACGAUACGUAG